AUAAUUCUUUCAUAAUGCAAAUAGGAAUGAAUGCAUCAAAGAGUAAAGGAGGAAUGAACUCAGUUACAUACUCUACACUUGCCAAUGUCCCGAAAGCUAAAAGACUGAAGAUUGUUAACGAGUCUAAAAAUCUUCUUGGCGCAUCAAAGAAGUGAAAAGAUAUCUGGAAUUCUAUAAGAAAAGCUGAUUUUAGGAAAGAAGGCAUUUUAAAUGAAGCUAAUAUGCAACUAGUCUUUAGCAAUAAGAACAAAGAAUACAUCACUGAUAUGUUAAGAGUCAGUACUGUUGAAGAUUUCAUUUCUCUGUUUGAUCUAGACAGAGAUGGCUUCCUCAAUCAAGAUGAACAAAUCUCUGUGUUCUCCCUAGUAAAAGAAAAAUGUCAGAUUCUCUGUGAAGAACUUGCUGCCAUUCAUGAAUACCAGCUUUACAAAGACAUUAUGAAGGAGGUAAGAGCUCUUGAGAAGGACAUCGUCAUAUACCAAAAUGAUCUCAGAUCUGAAAUUCAAAAGAGACAGUUAGAUGAGUAUAUCGAAAUCGGAGAAGAGAAACUCAAGGACUUCCAUAAGCAAUGGGAAUGCAAUUUCGAAGACUUUGAAAGAGAGUCUAUGAACAAAAUUGAAGAGCUCAAAAACCAACAUGAAAAUGAGAUGGAAGAACUUAAUAUGAGACUUGAUAGAGCAGUCGAAGCUGUCAAGGUCAAGCCAAAAGCUAGACUCAAGGAACUCCAGACUCAAGAAAAACUUGUCGCAGCAAAUGAAAGAAUUGAAGAAGCUAUUAAUUACAGGAAGGAGCUUAAAGAUUUUGAAGUUGAAGAGGCAAAUAGAGUUGAAGGUCUUAGACAUGAUAAUGCAAUGAAGCAAAGAAACAAAUUACUCUCAGACCAAAAGAAGGAGAUGCUCCAGUUAGAGUCCAAAAUAGAGACUGCUAGAAACAACUUGAGGAUCAAGAUGGAUAAAGAGUUAAACACUCUUCAAAAAGAGAUCAACCUUCAUGUCAAUGAUAUUAAGAGAAUUCAAGGGCUUAUCUCAAGACUUGCUGUAAAGAAAGGAGAGACAAAUGAUGAACUUAGAAGAAAUAAAGAUAGAGCCAAGAAAACAAUGAAUCAGAUUAAGAAUGCUAGAAAAAUUGGAGGAGAUGCUGAAAGAACUAUGAAAAAUACCUUAGUGACUACUGGAGCAACAAUCACUGCUGGUCAUGGCUUUAAUGCAGCUGCAGCAAGCACUUUGUUAUUAGGUGGAAAUGUUAGAAAUAUGAUGACUGGAGGGAUGCUGAGUAGUUCCCUUGGAAAUACAAGUAGUUCUGGAAAUAACUUUGCUAAUCAGGCAAGACCCUUAAAAUACAUUCUCACCCAAGCACCUAUUUGUAAAUUUGAUAUUUCUGCAAAUAGUGGACAAGAGAAGAGACCAAUUAAUAAAGAGGAAGAUCCAACUAAAUCAGAUAUGGACUUGAAAGGAAAAAUUAAAACUCUCUUGGACCAAAGAAAACCCCCUACCGAGAAAAUGCCUUCACUCUGAGAAAUGUACGAUGAUGACCUUAAUUUGAUUGAUCAAUAAAUUUACCCAAGC
Molecule: messenger RNA, 1565 nt
Organism: Moneuplotes crassus
Lineage: Eukaryota; Ciliophora; Spirotrichea; Euplotida; Euplotidae
Source: the annotation of a GenBank genome assembly